AUGAUUGCGGAGACCACUCCGAAGAGGUCAAGGCUGAGCAUAUCCAUUGAGGACGACGACGAUGUUGAUGAAGAUGCCAACAAUAAACCGGAAGGAAGCAAGAUUGCAAAAGAAAGAAAGAAGAGGAAUGUAUUCAGUGGCACUUACAAGGAUGAACUUGUGUCAAUGAUCGAGACGAAGGUGUUGGCGGCCGAACACAAAGAAGAAAAGGUGGCGAGGUGGAAUGAGCUCAAGGCCUUCGAGGAUGAGAAGUGGAAGACCAAGAUGGUGGCCGAAGAGAGAAAGUUGAAGGCCGAGGAGCGUAGGUUUGCACUUGAUGUGGAGAGGAUUCGUGAUCAAAGCUCAUCACCACCACCACCAACAAGCAAAAAACACUCAUCCAUCCAUCCGUCACCAGAUCGAGCCAAGAAAGAUCCAAGAAAUUUCCAAAUUGAGGACCAAAGGAGAAGAAUUGUUGUCCAUCUCUUCUUCCAUCGCUCCACUCACCUUCUUGAUCUCCAGCUCGCUCUUGAGCAGCAACUUCGAUUAGUUGGAGCAAGAACCUCCCAUGGAGCUGUUCCCCCGGCAGCCGGACCUGGCGCUGCAGAUCAGCACCGCCAGCUCCUCCUCGCCGCCGGCCGCCCCGACGGACAGCUGGGGGAGGCCGGACGCCGCCGGCACCACCGGCAUGGAUCACUUCAGCCACCACCUAGGGUUUCUGCGAGCCAGUCAGCCAGUGCCACCGACAUCGCCAACAAAGAUGCCACGCCGCCGUCGGCAUGGACGCCGCUGCCUUCCGCCGCCACCGCAGCGAGCUACUCCAACCACAUCAGCAACCACUACCACCACCGGAUGAACGCCUUGCUCAAGCCUAUAAGAGGGGUUCCCAUCUACCACCACCACCCCUCCUUCCAGCAGCUCCAGCACCAGCACAUGGCCAUGGCCUACCGGAGCAGCGGCGGCGGCUUCUUGUCGUCGAGGUCGAGGUUCCUGCCCGGGCGGCGGAGCGUGAGGGCUCUGAGGAUGCGGUGGACGACCACGCUGCACGCGCGAUUCGUGCACGCCGUCGAGCUCCUAGGGGGGCAUGAGAGUAUGUACAUAUGCAGAUUUUGUUACUAGCUAUAUAUGACUGGUUGUGCUUAAUUUGCAACAUCAUUAGUCUCCAUUGUUGAGUCAACCAUGGUCUCGGACGCAUGCAUGCUGCACCAACGGGCAGUACCUUCCUUGGCCUGUAAGGAAGUGGUACUUACCUAGCAAUUUCCUAGUGAGUUUCCUUAGCCGGUGCAAGAGACUUGACCGGAAGUCUUGGUGUGGUAAGUACGUGGUAGUUUCGAGUGUGAGUGCUGAGCACCUCCAGCCGGGCCUAUAUAAAGGACCCCAGGUCCUUCGGUUGUAAUAAGGCCAUUUCAUUUAUAUCCAGCGCCAGAACAAAGAAGCAAGCUAGCUUCUGUAGCGUAAGUAGUAGUAGUGCUAGUACAGCUCUAUCACUUGUAUCUGUGUUUGAGUCCAGAAUAUAGCAAGUGUGUGC
This is a messenger RNA of Triticum aestivum (bread wheat), 1507 nucleotides long. RefSeq lists its product as uncharacterized. The coding region runs from base 1 to 1098 and encodes 365 amino acids. Gene Ontology annotation, biological process: abaxial cell fate specification; regulation of DNA-templated transcription. The transcript has 2 exons. The record is from RefSeq and is a predicted model, not a curated record. Gene Ontology annotation, molecular function: transcription cis-regulatory region binding. Gene Ontology annotation, cellular component: nucleus. NCBI's taxonomy places the organism in Eukaryota, Viridiplantae, Streptophyta, Magnoliopsida, Poales, Poaceae.